UGAGAUGAGCGGUGCGAAGGUGGAUGCUUUCGCGGACGGUCUUUCGCUUCGCCUUCGAUGCCGUGUUCGUACUCGCAGUCACGGAUGAUAUUCCAACGAAAUCUACAUGAAUAGCGAUUAAUUACAAAAAUAAUAUCACAGGUGUUAUGUUAUUAAUCUUGAAAGUCGGUUUAAAAACUGUUUGUCAAGUGUUUGUGUUGUGGGUUUAAAUCGGUAUUGGGUACGAUUGGCUACGGUCCCGCAUCCAAAGUGAUAUUUUGUGUGUGCCGGACGAUUUAUGUGUAUAACCGAGCUUAAAAAGCAUAUUUGGAUCCCUAAGAUAAGAUAGUUGAGCGUGGCGGCGAGGUAGAGGUUGGUCGCAAUGACGACCGACAUAUCGGUGUCCCGCUGGGACCCGUCCAUCGGCCAUGGCCAGGAAAUCAUCGACGAGUUCGAGUACGAUGGCGGCAACUCGUCGUCGAGGCUAUUCGAACGAUCGCGCAUUAAGGCGUUAGCAGACGAACGAGAGAGCGUGCAGAAGAAAACUUUUCAAAAAUGGGUGAACUCACACUUGGUCCGCGUCGGGUGCCGUAUCGGCGACCUGUACGUCGACAUGAGGGAUGGCAAGCAACUCAUCAAGUUGCUCGAAGUACUCUCCGGAGAGAGAUUGCCUCGUCCAACAAAAGGCAAGAUGCGUAUCCACUGUCUCGAGAACGUGGAUAAGGCGUUGCAGUUCCUGCGUGAACAGCGCGUGCACUUGGAGAACAUGGGCUCCCAUGACAUUGUUGACGGCAACCCAAGACUCAGUCUUGGUCUUAUAUGGACCAUCAUCCUUCGCUUCCAGAUCCAAGACAUUACUAUUGAAGAAACAGACAAUAAAGAGACAAAAUCCGCCAAAGACGCUUUACUGCUGUGGUGUCAAAUGAAGACGGCUGGCUACAACAACGUGAAUGUUCGUAACUUCACGACGUCGUGGCGCGACGGGCUGGCGUUCAACGCCAUCAUACACAAGCACAGACCCGACCUGAUACAGUUCGACAAACUGCACAGGAGCAACCCCAUGCACAAUCUGAACAACGCUUUCAAUGUUGCCGAAGAGAAACUUGGCCUCACCAAGCUGUUGGACGCUGAAGACAUUGCUGUCGACCACCCCGACGAGAAGUCAAUCAUCACAUACGUGGUGACUUACUACCACUACUUCAGCAAGAUGAAGCAGGAGACGGUGCAGGGCAAGAGGAUCGGGAAGGUGGUCGGCAUCGCCAUGGAGAACGAUAAGAUGAUGCAGGAGUACGAGUCGCUUACAAGCGAUCUCUUGCAAUGGAUCGAGCGUACUAUCGAAGCGCUCGGUGACCGAACAUUCGCCAACUCGCUGGAGGGCGUGCGCCAGCAACUGAUACAGUUCUCAAACUACCGCACUGUUGAGAAACCACCCAAGUUCGUAGAGAAGGGUAACUUGGAAGUCCUACUCUUCACGCUCCAAUCCCGCAUGCGCGCGGCCAACCAGAAGCCGUACACACCGCGCGAGGGCCGCAUGAUCCACGACAUCAACCGCGCCUGGGAGCGCCUCGAGAAGUCCGAGCACGAGAGGGAACUCGCGCUCAGGGAGGAGCUCAUCCGACAGGAGAAACUUGAACAACUUGCUGCCAGAUUCAACCGCAAAGCCCAGAUGCGAGAAACUUGGUUAUCUGAGAACCAGCGGCUGGUCAGCCAGGACAACUUCGGGUUCGACUUGGCGGCGGUGGAGGCAGCCGCUAAGAAGCAUGAGGCUAUCGAAACCGACAUCUUCGCGUAUGAGGAGCGCGUACAGGCUGUGGUCGCUGUCUGCUCUGAAUUACAGGCUGAGAGAUACCACGACAUGGAGCGUGUGUGUGCCCGGCGCGACAACGUGUUGCGGCUGUGGGCCUACCUGCUGGAGCUGCUGCGGGCGCGCCGCGCGAGGCUCGAGCUGUCGCUGCAGCUGCAGCAGAACUUCCAGGAGAUGUUAUACAUCCUCGACUCUAUGGAAGAGAUCAAGAUGCGCUUGCUGACAGACGACUACGGCAAACAUCUGAUGGGCGUCGAAGAUCUGUUGCAGAAACACGCGCUCGUCGAAGCCGACAUCAACGUCCUUGGAGAGAGGGUCAAGGUGGUGGUGGGCCAGUCGCAGCGCUUCCUGGAGCAGGAGGCGGGCGGCUACCGGCCCUGCGACCCCGCCAUCACCGUGGAGCGCAUCCAGCAGCUCGAGAACGCCUACGCCGAGCUCGUGCACCUCGCCGUCGAGCGCAGAAAGCGCCUGGAGGACAGCCGCAAGCUGUGGCAGUUCUACUGGGACAUGGCCGACGAGGAGAACUGGAUCAAGGAAAAGGAACAAAUCGUCUCCGUCGACGACAUCGGGCAUGAUCUUACUACUGUGUACCUGCUGAUCUCGAAGCACAAGGCGCUAGAGGCGGACGUGGCGGCGCACGAGCCACAGCUCAUGAGCGUGGCCGCCGUCGGGGACGAACUCAUCUCGCAGGGACACUUCGGGGCCGACAGGAUACAGGAUCGUCUGCGUGACAUCCUGUCGCAAUGGAACCACCUGCUGGACAUGGUGUCCCUGCGCAAGAACAGACUGGACGCUGCCGUGCGCUACCAUCAGUUGUUCGCCGAUGCCGACGACAUCGACAACUGGAUGCUCGACACACUACGUCUGGUGUCAUCUGAAGACACCGGCGUGGAUGAGGCUCAGGUACAGAGCUUGCUGAAGAAGCACAAGGACGUCACCGACGAGUUGAAGAACUACGCUAACGUUAUUCAGCAGCUCAAGCAACAGGCGCAGGAGCUGAGCCCGUCGGACGCCAACAGCGCGGAGGUGCGCGCGCGGCUGUCGGCCAUCGACGCGCGCCACGGCGAGCUGGCCGAGCUGGCGCGGCUGCGCAAGCAGCGCCUGCUGGACGCGCUGUCGCUCUUCAAGCUGCUGGCCGAGGCCGACGCCGCCGACCAGUGGAUCGCCGAGAAGGACCGCAUGCUCGACACCAUGCUGCCGCCCAAGGACAUCGACGACGUCGAGAUCAUGAAGCACAGAUACGACGGCUUUGACAAGGAGAUGAACGCGAAUGCCUCCCGCGUGGCCGUAGUGAACCAGCUGGCGCGACAGCUCAUCCACGUAGAACACCCGCAAGCCGCUCGCAUACAGGAGCGACAGGCUGCACUCAACUCCGCCUGGAGCGGGCUGCGAGAGAAGGCUGAGUCGAAGAAGGAUGAACUCAAAUCGGCUCAAGGCGUGCAAACGUUCCACAUCGAGUGCCGCGAGACUGUCUCCUGGAUCGAGGACAAGAAGAGGAUCUUGCAGCAGACCGACAACUUGGAGAUGGAUCUCAACGGUGUGAUGACCCUGCAGCGUCGCCUGUCGGGCAUGGAGCGGGACCUGGCCGCCAUCCAGGCGCGCAUCUCGUCGCUGGAGAGCGAGGCCAGCGCCAUCGAGGACGACCACCCCGAGGAGGCGCAGCUCAUCCGGGACCGCGUCUACCAGAUCACCGAGAACUGGGACCAGCUCACGCAGAUGCUGAAGGAGCGCGAUGCCAAGCUGGAGGAGGCCGGCGACUUGCAUCGCUUCUUGCGCUCCGUGGACCACUUCCAGGCCUGGCUUACUAAGACACAGACCGAUGUCGCUUCUGAGGACACACCAUCGAACCUGUCUGAAGCGGAGAAGCUGUUGUCUCAGCACCAGACCAUCAAGGAAGAGAUCGACAACUACAAGGACGAGUACGCUAAGAUGAUGGAGUACGGAGAGAAGAUCACUGCCGAGCCAUCAACUCAGGAUGAUCCUCAGUACAUGUUCUUGCGCGAGCGCCUUAAGGCUUUGCGCGAGGGCUGGGCUGAGCUGCAGCAGAUGUGGGAGAACAGACAACAGCUGCUCACACAGAGCUUGGAGUUGCAGCUAUUGCAGCGCGAUGCUCGCCAGGCCGAGGUUCUGCUCUCGCACCAGGAACACAGGCUAGGCAAGACCGAACCGCCAACCAAUUUGGAGCAGGCCGAAAACAUGAUCAAGGAACACGAAGCCUUCUUCACUACCAUGGAGGCCAACGAUGACAAAAUCAACUCCGUGGUACAGUUCGCCAACCGCCUCGUCGAGGAAAGGCACUUCGACGCCGACAAGAUCCAGCGCAAGGCCGAGAGCAUCGACGCUCGACGCAACGCCAACCGCGAGAAGGCCAUCCAGCAGAUGGAGAAGCUACAGGACCAGCUGCAACUACACCAGUUCCUCCAGGACUGCGACGAACUCGGCGAGUGGGUGCAGGAGAAGAAUGUCACAGCACAGGACGACACCUACCGCUCCGCCAAGACCAUCCACUCCAAGUGGACGCGCCACCAGGCCUUCGAGGCCGAGAUCGCGGCUAACAAGGAACGCCUCUUUGCCGUACAGAACGCUGCCGAAGAACUUAUGAAACAGAAACCAGAGUUUGUAGAAAUCAUCUCACCGAAAAUGUCCGAACUCCAGGAUCAGUUCGAAAAUCUGCAAACCACCACCAAGGACAAGGGAGAACGUCUAUUCGACGCUAACCGAGAAGUUCUACUGCACCAGACUUGCGACGAUAUCGACUCAUGGAUGAACGAACUCGAGAAACAAAUCGAGAACACAGACACAGGCACUGAUCUGGCAUCUGUCAACAUUCUCAUGCAGAAGCAACAGAUGAUCGAGACACAGAUGGCCGUUAAAGCUAAGCAAGUCACCGAGCUUGAGACCCAAGCCGAGUACUUGCAGAAGACUGUUCCCGAUAAGAUGGACGAGAUUAAGGAGAAGAAGAAGUCUGUUGAGCAGAGGUUCGAGCAGCUGAAGGCGCCUCUGUUGGAGCGCCAGCGCCAUCUGGCCAAGAAGAAGGAGGCCUUCCAGUUCCGCCGCGACGUGGAGGAUGAGAAGCUGUGGGUGCACGAGAAGAUGCCUCUGGCUACCAGCACCGACUACGGCAACUCACUGUUCAACGUGCAGAUGUUGCAGAAGAAGAACCAGUCGCUGAAGACUGAGACCGACAACCACGAACCCAGGAUCCUGACUGUCAUCUCCAACGGGCAGAAGCUGAUUGAUGAGGGACACGACGACACGCCCGAGUUCAAACAGCUGAUCGAAGAACUUACGGCGAGAUGGCGAGAACUCAAGGAUGCCAUCGAUGAACGCAAGAACAAGCUGUCCCAAUGGGAGAAGGCGCAGCAGUACCUAUUCGACGCCAACGAGGCGGAGGCUUGGAUGAGCGAGCAGGAGCUAUACAUGAUGGUGGAAGACCGCGGCAAGGACGAGAUCUCCGCACAGAACCUAAUGAAGAAACACGAGAUCCUGGAACAGGCGGUCGAUGACUACGCUCACACUAUCCGCCAGUUGGGAGAGACUGUCAGGCACCUCACUGCUGAUGAACAUCCUCUCAGCGAACAAAUCUCAGUGAAGCAAUCGCAAGUGGACAAGCUGUACGCGGGCCUGAAGGACCUGGCGGGCGAGCGGCGCGCCAAGCUGGACGAGGCGCUACGCCUGUUCCAGCUGUCGCGCGAGGUGGACGACCUGGAGCAGUGGAUCACCGAGCGGGAGCUGGUGGCCAGCUCGCAGGAGCUCGGACAGGACUACGACCACGUCACUUUGCUGUGGGAGCGCUUCAAGGAGUUCGCGCGCGAGACCCAGGCGGUGGGUUCGGAGCGCGUGGGUACUGCCGAGCGUAUCGCCGACCAGAUGAUUGCCAUGGGACACUCCGACAACGCCACCAUCGCGCAGUGGAAGGAGGGGCUCAAGGAGACCUGGCAGGACCUGCUCGAGCUCAUCGAGACGCGCACGCAGAUGCUGGCAGCGUCCCGCGAGCUCCACAAGUACUUCCACGACUGCAAGGACACGCUGCAGCGCGUCAACGAGAAGGCGCGCGGCGUCAGCGACGAGCUCGGCAGGGACGCCAUCAGCGUCGGCGCGCUGCAGAGGAAGCAUCACAACUUCAUGCAGGACCUCAGCACGCUCAACCAACAGGUGGAGGCUAUCCGCAGCGAGUGCGGGCGGCUGGGCGCCAUGUACGCGGGCGAGAAGGCGGCCGAGAUCACGCGGCGCGAGGGCGAGGUCCGCGCGGCCUGGGCGGCGCUGGCGGCCGCCUGCCAGGCGCGCACCGCCAAGCUGGAGGACGCCGACCAUCUGUUCCGCUUCCUCAGCCAGGUGCGCACGCUCACGCUCUGGAUGGACGACGUCGUGCGGCAGAUGAACACUGGCGAGAAGCCGCGCGAUGUAAGCGGCGUGGAACUAUUGAUGAACAACCACCAGUCUCUGAAGGCCGAGAUCGACACUCGUGAGGACAACUUCUCAGCGUGUAUCUCGCUGGGUCGCGAGCUCCUGGCGCGCCAACACUACGCGUCCGCGGACAUCAAGGAGAAGUUACUGCAGCUCACCAACCAGCGCAAUGCCUUGCUGCGCCGCUGGGAGGAGCGCUGGGAAAACCUGCAACUCAUCCUGGAGGUGUACCAGUUCGCGCGCGACGCGGCGGUGGCGGAGGCGUGGCUCAUAGCGCAGGAGCCCUACCUCAUGUCGCAGGAGCUCGGACACACCAUCGACGAGGUCGAGUCGCUCAUCAAGAAGCACGAGGCCUUCGAGAAGUCCGCGGCCGCGCAGGAGGACAGGUUCUCCGCGCUACAGAGACUCACCACCUUCGAAGUAAAAGAAAGGAAGCGAAGGCAGGAAGCCGCAGAGGCGGCUGAGCGCGAGAAGCGCGAGCGGGAGGCGGCCGAGGCCGCUGCCGCCGCCGCCGCCGCGCAGGACGCUGUGGACCGCGCCGCCACGCCCGACCAGCAGCCCACAGGCGAGCCCGCGCCCGCCGCCGCCGCCGCGCCCCCCGAGCGCGCCUCCCCGCCCGCCCCCUCCACCUCGAAACAGACGCCCGCCAAACCCGCACGCCUCUCCACUCCCGGCACGAGCUCGACGCCGGCCACGCCGUCUAGUUCCGGUAAGGUGAAGUCGCGGUCGCGAAGCAAGUCGCCCUUCAGGAGUUUCCGAUGGCGCACGGCGAAGAAACUACUUUCCGGAACUCAUCAUAGCGACGAUGAAGAGGGUGCUAGCCCCGCGAGUGAAGACGAAGGCGUAGAGGGGACAUUGGUGCGCAAACACGAGUGGGAGUCCGCAGCUAAACGAGCUUCCAACAGAUCGUGGGACAAGGUGUACGUGGUGGCGAAGGACGGUCGCAUGUCGUUCUACAAGGACCAGAAGGCGUACAAGGCGGCGCCGGACGUGCACUGGCGCGCCGAGGCGCCGCUCGACCUCAACGGCGCCGUCGUCGAGGUCGCAGCCAACUACACCAAGAAGAAGCAUGUCUUCCGUCUCAGGCUGAGCAACGGCGCGGAGUUCCUGCUGCAGGCGCACGACGAGGCGGAGAUGUCGUGGUGGCUGGAGGGGCUGCGCGCCCGCGCCGCCGCGCCCGCGCCGCGCUCGCACACGCUGCCCGCGCCCGCCAACAACGAGCCCAAGCGACGCUCCUUCUUCACGCUCAAGAAAAAGUCAGUCAAUCUCACAACCUUCGUCUUCGCCCCGUAGUCGCAUGCCGCAUGCCAUCACACACGCUAAACACUUAAGGAGCGUGUAGUGCGGGCGGCGCCAAGUUUCCUCAUUACGCUGCGGGGCGGGCUCCCGGCGCGUGCAGUGCGCGGCCGGCGGCUCGCGCGGUCUCGCCGCCGCCGCGCACGCCACGCACGCGCCGCCGACGGCCGCCGCGCAUUUCUCACGACGCUUGCAGCUGUAAGCUUUGCUAAUGACGAAAUAUUGUCGACUCGCGGCACCAUCGACCGUCGCAUCGGUUCAAUGUUAUUAUUAUUAAUUAAUAUUAUUUUUUGUUGCGUACGAAACGUUAUUUGAGACUGUUCGGUAUCUGAGUGUUCGAUCGUUCGCCCUCGUAAACCGUAUUUAUUGUUCGAUAUUCGUAUCGAAGAUUGAAGAUAUUAUAGUAGAUUUUAUCCUGGUAUGUACGAUCCCACCCCUCGAAAGUGUAAUUGUUAUUGAUAUGAAACGAUUAUGAUUAAAUGAAAUACAUAUUAUUAUAAAAUUCUAAAUGCGUCGCUAUUUAUACAUAGAUGAUUUUAGUGUUUAAAUUCAGAUUGAGAAUAUAUAUAUUUAAAAUAUUUAUAUUUAAAAGAAAUGGAGCUAGUGUGAUGUAAAUUCAGUUGAACUAGAAAUGUAUGUCGUGCGAUUUACUAAUUAUUCAUAAUUAUAAUAAAAAGUUUAAUGUAUUUAAUGACCAAUAUAAUACCAAUCGACGGAAUUUGACUAUCGCAUUUGAUAAUGUUAACCUAGCUGAGACGACGGAGGAUUGUAACCGCAUUUACAUUCAAUAGACGAUUUCCCAGUGGAUUGAGGUUUUACUAAUUAUAUUGACAGCUUAGCCUUGUCGGAGCAACACGAGAUAACGUAAGCUACGUACAUAAAUUGUAUUAGAUUUAAUUUCCAUAAUAAAGUGUCUUCUCUCCGACCGCCAGUCGCCGCUGUCCGUCUACAAAUGCCGCAUUUAAAUUAUAAACAUUUCUCGUUAGAUUCUCGUUGUUAGUGUGAGGCGAGUAGCAUAGAGCGCCGAGUCGGGCCGGCGGCGGCGGCCGUCAUAUCAUAGUAAUCCAUUGUAAGUAUGCUUGAUCGCCUCAUAAGUGCUUCUAAGAAAUGACGUAUUUCUAUUAUGAACAUUGAUUUUGUAUGAUUAUUUUUACUGCCAACGUUCACAAAUUGAUAAUUUUUAUAAGUACUAUAACUAAAUUUCACAUUUCAUAAAAUUACGUACACACAUUUUUAGUUCUAUUCGUGUUAUGAUUACUGUAUAUCUGACGAGUGCGGCGCUACCUGUUCGGCCGCGCAGGCCGUCGGGCAGGUAGCGCAACAUGUUCACUGCAUGUUUCGUAAACCUAUGUUUAUACUUAUUUUAUUUUAAAGAACUUUCUUUAUUGAUGAGAAUAUAAAAUAAAUAAUGUUUUCAAAUA
Messenger RNA from Trichoplusia ni (cabbage looper), 8907 nucleotides. It is a transcript of the gene beta-Spec, whose product is annotated as spectrin beta chain. The coding region runs from base 362 to 7483 and encodes 2373 amino acids. Gene Ontology annotation, molecular function: actin filament binding; structural constituent of cytoskeleton; phospholipid binding. Gene Ontology annotation, cellular component: cortical actin cytoskeleton; plasma membrane; spectrin. The transcript is spliced from 38 exons. Gene Ontology annotation, biological process: neuron development; actin cytoskeleton organization. NCBI's taxonomy places the organism in Eukaryota, Metazoa, Arthropoda, Insecta, Lepidoptera, Noctuidae. The record is from RefSeq and is a predicted model, not a curated record.